CCGGAGGGUUGCGUGGUCAGUGACUCAGAGUGAGAAGGCCCUCGAAGUCGUCGUCCCUCUCAUGCGGUGCCACGCCCAUGGACCUUCUUGUCUUGUCACGGCCAUAACUGGGGAGGAAGGAGGGCCGAGGAGUGGAGGGGCUCAGGGGAAGCUGGGGUGCUGUUGGGGGUAUCCGAGUCCCAGAAGCACCUGGAACCCCGACAGAAGAUUCUGGACUCCCCAGACGGGACCAGGAGAGGGACGGCAUGAGCGACACACACAAACACAGAACCACACAGCCAGUCCCAGGAGCCCAGUAAUGGAGAGCCCCAAAAAGAAGAACCAGCAGCUGAAAGUCAGGAUCCUACACCUGGGCAGCAGACCGAAGAAGAUCAGGAUACAGCUGAGAUCCCAGUGCGUGACAUGGAAGGUGAUCUGCAAGAGCUGCAUCAGUCAAACACCGGGGAUAAAUCUGGAUUUGGGUUCCGGCGUCAAGGUGAAGAUAAUACCUAAAGAGGAACACUGUAAAAUGCCAGAAGCAGGUGAAGAGCAACCACAAGUUUAAAUGAAGACAAGCUGAAACAACGCAAGCUGGUUUUAUAUUAGAUAUUUGACUUAAACUAUCUCAAUAAAGUUUUGCAGCUUUCACC
Messenger RNA from Pan troglodytes (chimpanzee), 629 nucleotides. RefSeq names its product X antigen family member 1. The coding region runs from base 62 to 544 and encodes 160 amino acids. The record is from RefSeq and is a predicted model, not a curated record. The transcript is spliced from 4 exons. NCBI's taxonomy places the organism in Eukaryota, Metazoa, Chordata, Mammalia, Primates, Hominidae.